Rotaria sp. Silwood2 is the source of this 1110-nucleotide messenger RNA. The record is from the annotation of a GenBank genome assembly. Lineage: Eukaryota; Metazoa; Rotifera; Eurotatoria; Philodinida; Philodinidae.
AUGAACUUACGAGAACCACUUUUACGUGGUAUCUAUGGCUAUGGUCUCGAACAUCCUACGGAUGUUCAACAACGUUCUCUUAAACCGUGUAUUUCGGGUUACGAUGUGAUUAUGCAAGCACAAUCAGGCACAGGUAAAACAAUAACCUUCAUCAUUGCAGUCUUACAACAACUCAACGUAAAUUGCAAAGACUGUCAAGCAUUAAUUCUGGUACCAACGUAUGAACUAGCUCAAGGGAUCCAUAGAAUAGUUUUAGUAGUAGGUGAACAUAUGAAGGUGACAUGUUAUGCUUGUAUUGGUGGUACGAAUCCUCGUGAGGAUAUGAACCGGCUUGAAGCAGGUAUCCAAGUUGUUGUUGGUACACCUGGUCGAACCUAUGAUAUAUUAAAGAGAUCGGCACUUCGUAGUGAAAAUAUCAAAAUGGUCGUAUUGUAUGAAGCUGAUGAGCUUUUAUCUCGUGGUUUUAAGGAGCAAAUUUAUGAUGUCUUUACGACGCUACCAGAAAAUGUUCAGAUCAUUGUUGCAUCGGUUACAAUGCCCUGCGAUUUACUCGAAACCACAGCUAAAUUUAUGCAUGAUCCUAUAAAAGUUAUCAUCAAGAGAGAAGAACGAACGCUCGAAGGUAUUCGUCAAUUUUACGUGAAUGUCGAACGUGAGGAGUGGAAAUUAGAUACGUUAUACGAUUUGUUCGAUACAUUAACGAUUACACAAGCUGUUAUCUUUUGUAACACAUAUCAAAAGAUUGAUUGGUUAACUGAAAAACUACGUGCACGUAAUUUUACUGUAUCUGUUCUGCAUCUAAAUAUGGAUGUAAAACAACGCUAUGAUGCCAUAAAAGAAUUUCGAAUGGGUUCCAGUCGAAUCUUGGUAAGAACAGAUACGCUUGAAAGUAAUAGUGAUAUUCCACAAGUUAAUCUUGUUAUCAAUUAUAAUCUACCGACUAAUCGUGAGAGCUAUAUUCAUCGUAUUGGGCGUAGUGGUGCAUUCGGUCGAAAAGGUAUGGUUAUCAAUUUCAUUACCAAUGAUGAACGACAAACAUUACACAAUAUUGAACAAUAUUAUAAUACAAAAAUCGAAGAACUGCCCAUGGACAUUGCCGAUUUGAUUUAA